CUUAAAUCCUAUGCAGCACCUUUCCUGGGAAAUCACAUUAUCUUGAAUUCCACCUAACCAUAAGACAGAUGGAUAGUUUCUUACUAAUCAUCACAUUUGAUGGGUACGCCCAAAUCAACCACAAGUUACAAUGGUACAUUAGUUACUUCAUAACUGUUUGACCAAGUAAUGGUAUGAUGAUGUUGGCACAAAAUGUACUGUACUUUGGACUAUAAAACACGUUUGGUGACCAGGAUGUUGCGUUUGGUGCUAGAUCAAUACAUUUCAGUACAGUAGGUUCAUCAUAUGACUUAAAUCCACACAAGUGCAAUAUAUUUGGAUUAAUCCAUUUUCAAAUGUCAAAGACCAUGGUAGAAGACAAUGAUUCCAGCACAAUGAAGAUAUUGGAUAUUGAUGACGACACACACAGCAUGACCAGAACAAGAGAUGGCGUUAAAUAUUCAGUACAUUUUCAGUGGUGGAAGAGACCAUACAAAGUUGCUGCAUUGUGUCUGGGGCUGCUGUGUGUUCUCCUACUGGCUGGGAUCAUAGGCCUGGGUGUACACUUCACUGGUCAGCAUUAUUCUCCAGAGAGAGACCAGCUACAGACCAGCUACAACAACAUGACUAAAGAGAGAGACCAGCUACAGAUCAAUUAUAGUACCCUGACUAAAGAGAGAGACCCGCUACAGACCAGUUUUAGUACUCUGACUAAAGAGAGAGACCAGCUACAGACCAGUUAUAGCACCCUGACUAAAGAGAGAGACCAGCUACAGACCAGUUAUAGCACCCUGACUAAAGAGAGAGACCAGCUACAGACCAGUUAUAGCACCCUGACUAAAGAUAGAGACCAGCUACAGAGGGAGACAAUCAGACUGAACAAGAAGCUCAAAGGGAGACCUUGUCACGAAGGAUGGAUAAAGUUCGAAACCAGCUGUUACUUCUUAUCAACUGUGAAUAAAACCUGGGAGGAGAGCAGAAUGGACUGUAUAAGGAGAGAAGCACAUCUUGUGAUCAUAAACAACAGAGAGGAACAGGUAUUUAUCAAUGGGUUAAACGGAGCAAAUAAACAAAUCUGGAUUGGUCUGACUGACACAAUUGUUGAGGGAACCUGGAAAUGGGUGGACGGCACACCACUGACUACCACGUAUUGGGGGGAUGGACAGCCUAAUAGCUGGAAAGAAACAGAGCAGGACUGUGGGGAGUUUGUACACCGUUCAACAGACCCAGGGGAUUGGAAUGACGAUGGGUGUUCCGUUGAACAAUACUGUGUCUGUGAGAAAUAGGAUUAUCAUAGAUACUCUCUCUGCACUGUCAUUCAUUUAAAGGGCCUCUCUAUGUCCUAUGUUACUCCUUUUAGUCUUAUGUCUGAAGACAGAUGUUAUUUGGUGGAAUGGUACUAGAUGUGGGAGAAUGCCACACGCUGACAAACACACACACAUGUACAGUGCCAGUCAAAAGUUUGGACACACCAACUCAUUCAAGGCUUUUUCUUUAUUUUUACUAUUUUCUACAGUGUAGAGUAAUAGUGAA
This is a messenger RNA of Oncorhynchus tshawytscha (Chinook salmon), 1512 nucleotides long. RefSeq names its product CD209 antigen-like protein C. Gene Ontology annotation, molecular function: signaling receptor activity. The transcript has 7 exons. The record is from RefSeq and is a predicted model, not a curated record. Bases 336 to 1265 code for a protein of 309 amino acids. NCBI's taxonomy places the organism in Eukaryota, Metazoa, Chordata, Actinopteri, Salmoniformes, Salmonidae.